Sinocyclocheilus grahami is the source of this 809-nucleotide messenger RNA. RefSeq lists its product as uncharacterized. The transcript has 4 exons. Lineage: Eukaryota; Metazoa; Chordata; Actinopteri; Cypriniformes; Cyprinidae. Bases 123 to 809 code for a protein of 228 amino acids. The record is from RefSeq and is a predicted model, not a curated record.
AAUGUAAGAAACAAAGUGAAGUUAUGCAUUUAACUUUAACAACCAUUACAGACUCCAUUACAGCAAAGCGAAAGAACUACUCCGUAUCUAUAAUAGCCAUCUCCUAGACAUCAGCAGUUAAAAUGAUGAGAAGCAAUGUGGUGAUCAUUCUGUUCGUUUUUCUCGUUGAAGGUGUGUUUGGUGAUACACAUCCAGUGAAGUCAGUAUUAGGGAUGGAGGGAGAUCCUGUCACUCUAAACACUGAUGUUCCCAAACAACACCAUGAAACAAUGCGGUGGUACUUUAAUGACAUUCAAAUAGCUCAGAUCAAUGGACAUGCCAAUACGAGCUGUUUAUAUGAUGGUGAAGGCGGGAGAUUCAGAGACAGACUGAAGGUGGACUAUGAGACUGGAUCUCUGAACAUCACAAACAUCACAACUGAACACGCUGGACGUUAUGAAGCAGAGAUCAUCAGAAGCGAGAGUUCAGGCAAAAGGCAAAGUUUGAACAGAAAUCGAAAGUGUGACAGCACAAAAACCACCAAAAAAAACAGUAACCCUGAAGACAUCAUAAUAACAAUCAGUCUGACUGUCAGUGCUUCUGAUUCUGUCAAAAACAAGAAUGAAGUCCUAAUAGAACCACGGGACAAAGAGAUGGAGACAACUGUUCCAGAUUCAGGUCGGUCUCCAGCUGCUGUAGUAGGAAUAUGUGUUGGUGUUGUUGUUGUUGUUGUUCUGCUGCUGGUGGCUGCUGCAGCUGUUGUUGUUGGUGUGAGGUUUAUUCACCACAGCAUCUUCAGAACUGGCAAGUAUCAGCUACAAAUACUGUAG